CGUCGUCGAUUGAGGGCACUAUUGAUGGGCAGUCGUACAUGUUUUCAAUGACAGUUAACCUGGCGACAUCGAAGAUCGCAAACUCACGGUCACCAGAUGCGCAGUAGCAAACCUCACCUCGUACCCAACAUUACGGUCACGUCGCUGAACACCCCCAACUGAUUAGUGAUUCAGGCUACUUGGCCGCAUGAAUAUUCACCCUUAAGUUAACAUUUAACCCUUAAGGAAACGGCAACGCUAUAGUCGCAUUAACAUUGUAAUACUUCGCAGCACAAUUACACUUCAUUAACUUUGGAAACAAACAAGUACAGAUGAACUGAAAACACGCCACGCAAUUAAACAAGCACUAUGUUGCUAGCAUAAAACAUAUUAGUCAGUGAUGGUAGUAAGCCCUACUUAAGCAUAAUUCCAUUUUCCAUCCAUGAUUUGCUUUCUAAACUACUUAUUGAACUAAAUGUUAUUGUAUAUUUUGCUUCUGUAAAUCUUAUACGACAUCCCAUUUAAUCGAAGAAAGAAACAUGUCCCUUCUAAGAAACCGUAGAAAACGCCAAUUCUUGAAACAAAACGGCCUAAGCAUAGAACGGAAUGUUUACUAACUGUACUAUGGGACGGAUUUGUUUGCCGCACUAAACCUCUUGUCCGAGAGUUCGAUGUUAUACUUCCGCUAGUAUGGCUUCCUAAGUAACUAGGACUAUUUGGAGAGAGUUAGAUUAACUUGUUACUCAUAUCUUUUUUGCUGUAUUCCAUUGCAUUUACCGGGCAGCUAGGUGGAAUAAUAAGUAGUGGGGUGUUGUGUCUGGUUUGGGACUGAAUAUCCGAGGCGGCACCUGUGCAAUGUCCGUUAUAGACAAAAUUUUACAGUUGUCUUUAAACUUCCUGCUGGGCCUUACUUGGGAUACCAAACUUCUGAAGCGGUGGGCACUGCCACUGCAUUAGGCGGCUCCUCUGCAACAUCGUGUAGUAAGCAGUCCUUUUCUGAUCCGAUGGUGUAGGAGCAAGCUACAGUUGUGUGUAUAGGUCAGAUUUUGCUUGAUGUACAAAUGGAAGGGGAUAGUCCAUGUUUAUUUAUUCUUGAGUUUGUUUUAGGAGUUUUGUUUACCAACAUUCGCAGUUAGCACUCGUAAAUAAAUCUUACGUUUUCGGUGUAAAUCGGUAGCAGUUAUUUUGUAAUAGUUUUUUUUGUCAAAUUGUAAUCAAAUUGUGUUAAGUUGGUUCUCGAAAUAUGCUUUAAGACGUUCCUUGAUUUUUUUAAAAACUCUUCCAGUCUUUGGUUUACAUGCUUGGGAUAUAAAUAUUUGUAAAUGUGUUUGUCUGUAGCCAUGUGGAAGAUUUUUGCCUUGUUCUUGACCCAAGUGACUGUUUAAGUGUCAGUCAUUCAAUGCAGUUGCCUUGGCAUUACUGCCUGAGGUCAGGCACAGUACGCUGCAUGUUGAGUCUUCUACAGUCUUGAAUCAUUCCCUCAAUGGAUACUCUUUUCAGACCUAAUGUAUUUUCAAAUUAUGGUGCUGCCCCCUUGGAGAAAUUUGGUGGCUAUUUUCAUUUCCCUAUGUCAUUUUAUCUUGCCCCUCUGUCAUUUGAGGCUUUUGGGCAUUUUUGGGUGGUGAGGGCGCAGUUAGGUGUAGGAUCAUCUGCCACUGUUUACCAUGUGAAUUCUGGUGUGGAUGCAGCAGUGAAAGCAUUUCAGCUGGAUACAGAAAGUGGAGAAUAUGGUUUUCAUAAGGAGAGACAGGCACUCGAAGCCUUGCAGGGCCACAGAAAUAUAGUGACUCUGCUGGGUGUAUUUGCAAACGCUGGCACUGGUAGACGGCCCACCCCAUGCCUGUUGUUGGAACUGCUCGAUGUGAGUGUAUCUGAGCUUCUAGUGUGGUCCAGGCACCGGGGCCAUUCCAUGUGGAUGAUCCAGCACUGUGCGAGGGACAUGCUGAAAGCGCUGGCAUUCCUUCACCAUAAAAACUUUGUCCACGCAGAUCUCAAGCCACGCAACAUACUGUGGAGUGCUCAGGAGGAGUGCUUCAAACUAAUUGAUUUUGGACUAAGCUUUAAUGAGGGUAAUCAGGAUGUCAAGUAUGUCCAGACUGAUGGUUAUCGAGCUCCAGAGGCAGAACUACAGUACUUCCUUGCUCAGCUUGGGGCAGACACUGGAGUAGAAUGUUCCUCAGCCAUAGACCUUUGGAGUCUUGGAAUCGUUUUGCUAGAAAUGUUCUCAGGAUAUAAAUUGAAGGACUUGACAAGAUCUCAGGAAUGGAAGAUGAACAGUUCUGCUAUCAUCGAUCAUAUUUUUGCUAGCAGAGUUUUGGAUAAACCAGUCUUCGCAAUGUGUCAUCUUAGAGACCUUAUUAAAAGCAUGCUGUAUGACAAUCCAGGAAAAAGGGCCACUGCAGAAGAAGCUCUUUGCAAUCCUUUCUUCAGCAUUCCUUUUGCACCUCACGUUGAAGAUUUGUUGUUGCUUCCAACUCCUGUACUGCGAUUGCUCAAUGUUGUAGAUGACUGCUAUCUCCAGAAUGACAAUGCUUAUGAAGAUGUUGUGAAUGAUAUGAGAAUGGAGUGUCGAAAGUAUGGGAGUGUUGUUUCAUUAUAUAUUCCAAAGGAAAAUCCUUGCAAAGGACAGGUUUUUGUUGAGUAUGCAAGUGCUGCUGAUGCCAAAGUAGCCCGGAAAACGUUGGCUGGGAAAACAUUCGAUGGCAGGAUUGUUGUGGCUACCUACUAUCCACUGAGUGCCUACAGGAGGGGCCAUCUCUAUCAGACUGUGCUUUAACUUUUGACUACAGUCCACAGCGUGUCUGUCAUCAGUCUUCUAAGGCCUUCAUUGCUGGGUUGUUUGUGGUGGGGUUUGUACAACUGCUGUAUGAAUUAGUACUUGUUAAAGCUGACCAGUUUUGUAAUAUGUAUUCUGCAACAUUCUCCAUUAGAUUUUUCAUCAGUGGGAAGGUCUUCCUGGUACGUAUUUUUUGUUGGCUAAUAGAGCCCCCAAGAAUGUUUGUUUACAACAUAUUACUUUCCCUGGAUUCUGCUGUGAAUUGAUUGCUUUAAAUUGAUUACAAAUUCCCUCCAGUACAAAAGGACAUAUAAGAACCUGUAUUUCACAGUAUGCUGUUCCUUAAUAUUUUUCUCAGGUUAUAGCUUUUGGGUAUUCGUAUAUUUGUUUUUCAGGGUCUGUGUCAUCAAAACGGGUAAGGUUAGAUGUUAUUUGAAUGGAGUUGUGAUUUUGUUAUAGGCCAAAAGAAAUUAAACCUUGGAGACAAGGUUACUGCUAGGAAAUUCCUUUGGUAAUACAGCACAGAUUGGAUUUUCAUAACCUGAGUUGGAAGCCAACUUAACUUCUAGGACUGUAAACAAAUUUAAGAAAAAAUGUCAAAGCUUAGGACUGGUUAGGGCAAACCCCUUGCUGUCCAAAUCAUGCUUUAAUGUUUUGGUGCCUUAGUUCAUUUGCUAAAAUAUUAACAGAUUACUCAUGCUCCAGGUGUGAUUCUUUGAUGGAUUACUGGGGUUCAUCUGAAAACUAAGAAUAAAACUGGCACACACUGUGUAUAGACCAUUUUAUGCAUUUAAAAUGAAAUUAAUUUCUGAUGUUGCAGUAUGAAGGUAUGAUUUUUAUAUGAGCAGGUUGCAUGUUUGACAGUAAUUAACUGCUGCAUCAAAACAAAAUUUAUAAUAUUCUGGCUUGAAUAAGCUUUCAUAUUGUAGUAAUUUUGCAGUGAAGAAGGUAACCACUUUUAAAAACAUUUUUAUAUUGGUGCAUAAAAUGUCCUGUGUGGGUAAUUAGGGGCGAGGAGGCAGGGCAGGAAGAUUGUGAGUGAUUAACUUACAGCUCACCCAUCUAGGCUGACCACUUUGAAACUUCAGGGAGUUGUGGGUGGUGCAGCCAGUAAAGUCUGGGCCAGAGGGAUAUGCAAGCCAGGUGCCAUAGGCUGAGGCAGAAACAAGAGAAAGCCUAUGUCUUUCUUCUCCAAAGACUAGUAGCUAUGGCAUCUGUCAGAAGCUGUUAAAGGGGUAGCUAGGAGCUGUCAGAGGUAGGAGGACACCCUGAUAUCUGCUUUGAUGAUGGCUCUGUAAUCAGCUCUUGUCUCGCAAGAGAAUGUACCUGUGAUAACUCCUGCACUUGUAUGGGAAAAAUAGGCCAAAUAAGUAAUUGGGGCUAAUUUUCGGCAGGUGGAAGGGUAAAAUGUACCAUACAGGGUGAGAUGAAUUAAAGUAGCCAAAGGCUGUACGAAAAAUUCUCAUGUUUCAGGAGUUGACAGUCAAAUAGCCAUACUCCGUUAACUGUCCUUAGCCUCACUCCUCCUAGAUUUACUGACUUGUUUUCAUCAAAUCAGACCUGUAAGAGAGUAUAUAGUACUUGAACUAAGUCAAUUCAAAACUUAAAUGGUGGUUUGACUGCAGAGUUUAAAAAGUUGGUGGCCACUCCAGCAAACAUGUCAGAGAAAUGCUUACUCUCUCUAGACAGUUAUUUGCUCAAAAAAUGCCUCAUCAUAGAUCCAGAAUGAUGGCCACUUCCUUGUAGCUUUGUUGAUACUUGAAAGAAUAGCAACUCUACAGUUUGUCAUAACUGUAGCCUACUGAGUUAUUUUUGUGUUCCACAGCUUUUUGCACCAGUGGGUCUAGAUUUGAUGUUCACUAAGUGGGUAGUAGUUUCAUACCUGUCUGUUUAAGUUAUGCUGUACUUGCCUUAUUGCUUAAAAUGUUUCUGAAACCAUUCUUUAAGAAAAUCUGUUAAUUAAUGUCAGCAGUUCUAACAUAGACUGUACUGAUUUGUCAAUUUGUUUCUGUUUUGCUUACUUUUGCAGAGGUGGCAUGACCAGAAAAAAAAAAUGAUCAGCAAAUGUGCAUUAUUUUGACAUUGGUCAGUUUCAGUAAGUCAGGAUCCUAAGUUAUGCUUUUGUCUGGUGAACUUACACUUAGUAGCUCAGAUCCUUUCUGUAUUUUCUAUGGGUACUACUCUGUAGAAGUGAUAUGAACUGCUAUUAUGCUGUCUUCCACUCAGUAUUGAAUGAUGCAAGGAAAAUAUGUGGCUCCUUUAGUUUUUGGUAGUAUUUUAAAAUUUCUUAUGUUUUUGAUCAGACAUUGGGUAUUCAUUUUUUGUUUAAAUUGUGUUUAGAAUAUUGCAAGACGUGUUAAAUGCAAAUAACCUUUCUUUCACAAAUGUGUGUAGGCCUUGUUUUGUUAGGUGCCAUUCAGGAAUGAGAAAGUGCAGAAGGAAGUAAGAAUAACAGAAUAAAACACUGGGUACCGUGUGCUAGCUUUACUGCAGCAACAGAUGCACUUAACUGUGCCUAAGUAUCAGUCCUGUGUGAUGCUUUCUUCCUUGUAGUAACAUUCUAAAAUCCAUACCAUCAGUAGUUUGUGUCUUGCUUUGCUAAAACUAACUCUUGUCAUCAUUGUUUAUUUGCUUGAUCUACCCUUGUCAUCAGUUUAUUUGCUUGAUCUAACUACUUCACUGCUUUCUGCAACUCUUUGCAAUGAUCUUAACAAUCAUAUUAUUUCAAGACUGAUGAGGCUGUUCAUUAAACAUUGUAGGACAAUAA
Messenger RNA from Protopterus annectens (West African lungfish), 5522 nucleotides. It is a transcript of the gene UHMK1, whose product is annotated as U2AF homology motif kinase 1. Gene Ontology annotation, biological process: positive regulation of translational initiation; peptidyl-serine phosphorylation; regulation of protein export from nucleus. The record is from RefSeq and is a predicted model, not a curated record. NCBI's taxonomy places the organism in Eukaryota, Metazoa, Chordata, Ceratodontiformes, Protopteridae. The transcript is spliced from 8 exons. Bases 1463 to 2755 code for a protein of 430 amino acids. Gene Ontology annotation, cellular component: neuronal ribonucleoprotein granule; nucleus. Gene Ontology annotation, molecular function: ribonucleoprotein complex binding; RNA binding; ATP binding.